Molecule: messenger RNA, 1464 nt
Organism: Cavenderia fasciculata
Lineage: Eukaryota; Evosea; Eumycetozoa; Acytosteliales; Cavenderiaceae
Gene: cwc2
Product: pre-mRNA-splicing factor cwc2
Exons: 3
Coding region: 1-1464 (487 amino acids)
Cellular component (GO): Prp19 complex; U2-type catalytic step 1 spliceosome; U2-type catalytic step 2 spliceosome
Molecular function (GO): metal ion binding; pre-mRNA binding; U6 snRNA binding
Source: RefSeq, a predicted model, not a curated record
AUGACAACUAAAAAACAAACUACCAAUAGUAGCGGUCAAGGUGCUAAAAAGAUUAAUAAUACAGUAGCAGAGUCAGGUGAUACAACAAGACCACAAUCGUUUAACAAUAAUAUAUUAUCAUUACAAGAACCAUUGUUGGCAAGACCAGCAAGAAAACAAUCAAACAAUAUCAAUACUAGAUACGAAGAACAUGAUGUAGACUCACAAGACUAUAAUAUUUGGUAUGGAAAGAAGGUUGGAAAGAGAAAUUGGCGUGAUAGAGAUGUUAGCGAAACAAGAUGUAAUCUACUCAAAGAUUGUGGUCGUACACGUGCAGGCAAGGGAUCAUACUUUUGUCUUCACUUUUCAAAGGGACGUUGUGUAAAUGGUGUUGACUGUACCUUUUUACAUCGUGUUCCUACACCUGAAGACGAUAAGAAACUCAGUCUAACAUAUGACAUAUUUGGUAGAGAAAGAUUUAAACUUGAUAGAGAAGAUAUGGGUGGUGUUGGUAGUUUUAGUAGAGAUAAUAGAACAUUAUAUAUAAGUGGUAUUAAAAGUAACCAAAAUGCGGUUGCAUUGGAAGAUAUGAUAAGAAGAUCAUUUGAAGAAUGGGGAACGAUUGAAUAUGUAAGAGUAAUUAUCAACAAAUCGAUUGCCUUUGUCAGAUACAUGUAUCGUUCAACGGCUGAAUUUGCAAAGAUUGCAAUGUCUGACCAACAGUUGGACAAUGGAGAACUGCUCAAUGUUCGUUGGGCAACAGAAGAUAGUAACCCACUUGCCAAACAACACGACGAAAGAAAUCUUCAUCGUGUUGCCACCGAAGUGGUAAACAAGAGACUCAAAGAAAUGACUCCAGAUGAUAACUCUGCACUUAAAUUUCAAAUGACUGGUCAAUACCCAAAUACUGAUGGUCAAUUUGAUCAAAAUCUUUUACAAAUGGAGAAUACAAUUCAAUAUAAAUAUAAAGGAAGUCAAAGUUAUGAAAUGCAUCCAUACGCAAGACAAUAUAAUCAUAAAUUAAAGGAAAGACAAGAAAAUGGAGAAGGUGAAGAUAUUCAACCACUUGCUGGAGUUGGAAAUAUUUAUGGUCAUACUCCCAACUCUUUUAAUCAUCAAAAACAACAACCACAACAACAACAACAACAACAACAACAACAAUCCAAUCCUCUUGCAAACAUGACAGAGGAACAAAAACAACAAUACGACGAAUACUUAAAGAAUUAUUAUCAAUACUAUGGUUAUGAUUAUGCAUCAUUGACCGAUGAACAAAAACAACAAAUGUUACAAUAUUCUCAAUCUUAUUAUGGUGUUGAACAAACCACUGAAACCUCUGAAACCACUGAACAAUCGACUGAAACAAAUCAAGAUACUACUACAGAUGGCACUUCAACUACUUCUACUACUUCAACUACCUCGACUACUUCUACUACAGUUUCCUCUGAAAAUAAUACUAAACCAGAUGAAACAAAAAAAGAGGAAUAA